Anthostomella pinea is the source of this 747-nucleotide messenger RNA. Lineage: Eukaryota; Fungi; Ascomycota; Sordariomycetes; Xylariales; Xylariaceae. The record is from the annotation of a GenBank genome assembly.
AUGCACGCUUCCACCAUCUACGCCUCCGUCCUGGCCUUCGCCGCCUCGGCCAUGGCCCAGACCGCCGGUUACGCCGUCAUGACCUCCCCCGCCUCCGGCGAGGUGCUCCCGGCCGGCGAGACCUUCACCAUUGUGUGGGAAGCUGGCAGCUACACUGGCCCGGCCACCAUCAACCUUGUGGGAGGUGUCACCCCCUCUACCCUGGUACCCAUGGGCGCCAUCUCCACCGUUCAGAUUGAGUCUGGCUCGUUCUCCUGGGCCGUCGACUGCUCCCUGGGCACUGACGCCACCUACGGCCUGAAGAUUGUCUCGGUGGCAAGCCCUGACACCUUCCAGUGGUCGUUCCCCUUCCACAUCAAGGGACCUUGCGCUGGCACACAGACGUCGACUUCCAGCGCUGACGUCGCCGUCUACCCUACCUCGUCUGCGUCUGCGACUGGCUACGCCACCUCAUCCGGCCCUGCUAUCGCCACGUCUGAGGUCGUGAGCACCACCACCUUCUGCCCCGAGUCCAGCUCCAGUGCCGCUGCCGUCACCACCUACAGCCCCAGCACCUUCGCUACCAUGACCCCCUCGGCCAACGCGACCUACAUUGCCAGCAGUGCCACCGCCUCCGCAUACCCCACCACCAGUGUCGGCUCCAACAGCACCGCCACUGGCUCAACCCCCAUCCCCACCGCCGGUGCCGGCAAGGUUGGCGCUGCCUCCUUCGCCCUGAUCGCUGGUAUCGCCGCUCUCCUUAUCUAA